Molecule: messenger RNA, 4571 nt
Organism: Syngnathus typhle (broad-nosed pipefish)
Lineage: Eukaryota; Metazoa; Chordata; Actinopteri; Syngnathiformes; Syngnathidae
Product: tensin-4-like
Exons: 13
Coding region: 193-1842 (549 amino acids)
Molecular function (GO): protein binding
Source: RefSeq, a predicted model, not a curated record
CAGGGGUUGGUAAUCUAGAGUUGAUGAUAGGUUCACUGGGAAAAGGGUUGGCAUUUUACAAUGAAAGCAUAAAGUACAUAUAGAGUCCAAAUAAAAAAGACCUGGAUAUAUCAGCUUUGCACAUUUCCUGUUCUAGAAUCAUCACAAGAGAAAAAUAAGUUGUGCUAAAAGAUUGUGAGCCCUCCUCCUAACAUGAUGCCGAAUGCUGAAGGCAUGUCCCAUAUCAUACCCAAUCACGUUCUGAGAGUGGGUCAAACAAUACGUCUGGACCCAGAACAGGAGACGGUGACUCCGUGUUCACGGCCAAGCAAGCCCAGCAGUCACCUUGGCAACAUGGAUCUGAACAUUUCUCUUGAUAAUCUCAACCAGCUAAUGCUUGAACUGGAUCCAACCUUUGAACCAAUUCAGGCCAACAAAAACCAUUCGUGCAUCAGUCCAGCUGCAGAAGGAUACUGCUCCUCACCCACAGUGUCUCCCAGUAUCCCCAUCCCCAGACCUGUCAGUGUCAGCUUCAGUCCCUCGGGCACGCUGGUCUUUGCUGACUCCCCCUCCUUUUCCCGGCCUCUACUGCCAUGUGGGAGUGCACCCAAAAGAAAUCCCCCAAUGAGGCAUGACAUAUCGUCUUCUCAAGGGUCCCUUCGCUUGUCCUAUUCAAAUAGGAACAGUGCAGCCUCACUACUCUCGACAUCAACAUGUUCAGAUACCAGCUACAUCCUGGGAAGCACCCUGUCUUUGGCCAGUGAAGAUGCAGAAGGGUCAUUUGUCUCACUCAGUGAUGGGUACAGGACAGGGCAAUCUAUGACCCAAGAUGGGUCAGAUAAGCGAGGACAGGAGAUGCCAAGCAACUGCUCAAUGAGUAGUCCUGAGCAGUCGCUCUCUGGUUCUUUUACUGAUAUUCCACUGUUGCUCAUCAAUGGCAUACCACACCAGGACAACAAGAAAUCUCCUACAACGGAUGACGAAGUACAGAAGCCAUUUGUUCAUCACGGCCACUUAGGUGGGAAUCAGUCAUCAAUGAAAUUUGUUAUGGACUCUUCAAAGUUUUGGUUCCGUCCGCAUAUAAGCAGAGCAGAAGCUGAGGCCUUUGUGAAGGACAAAGAACCAGGAACAUUUGUGGUGAGAGACAGUACUACAUACAGAGGAAGUUUUGGUCUUGCCAUGAAGGUUGACCAUACAGUAACUGGUUCUUCAGCUACUGCUGAUAUGGGAGAGGGCAGGUCUCAGUUUGUCAAACACUACCUUAUCGAAUCAACAGCAAAGGGUGUUCGCCUCAAAGGCUCUUCUCAGGAACCGUACUUUGGAAGUCUUUCUGCUUUGGUGUACCAGCAUACUAUUUCCACUUUUGCUUUACCCUGCAAAUUGCUGCUCCACUCCCAAGGGCAAGGUGGGGAAGAAGGUAGAAUAACAGACAAAUCACCCUCAGAGGAAAAGAAUGGAACAGCCUGCAAUUUCAUCUACCUGAAUGCUAUCCCCACUGAGAUGUUGACAGGACCUUGCGCAGUCGAGAGGGCGGUCUCCACAACACUCCAACUGCCAUCAGGCUCCUUUGAACCUGUCAUAGUCAACCUGAAAGUGUCUUUGAAGGGCAUCACACUCACGGAUAUCAACAGAAAGCAGUUUUUCAGACGUCAUUACCCCGCUCACCUGCUUAGCUAUGGUGGAAAUGAUCCAGAAGAUCGAAGGUGGAGAAAAGGUUCACAUUUUGGUGCAAGGAUGUUUGGGUUUGUGGCAAAAGGUGUGGAAGCUGGCAUGGAGAACAUCUGCCACGUCUUUGCUGAAUAUGACCCUCUACAGCCCUGCAGCACAGCUGUCAAUGUUAUUCAGGCUAUCAUAGCCAAAUAAUAGGUGCGCCAUACUGAAAAAACAGCAAACAUUACUUUGUACAGACUUUCCAUAUUAUGUAUAUUUUCAGGUUACUACUAAUGCAGUGGUUCUUAACCUGGGUUCGAUCGAACCCUAGGGGUUCGGUGAGUCGGUCUCAGGGGUUCAACAGCGACUCCACUGAGGAGGUCCGAACAAACCUGAUUUAAUGUUUAAAUUCUGAUUUGCCAGUAUGUUAUUAGUUGUGAGUUCAUGCAUUGUGUUGGUUUCGUUCGUUGAACAAGGUACCGUAAUUUUCGGACUAUAAGUCGCUUCGGAGUAUAAGUCGCACCAGGCAUAAAAUGCCCGAAAAUGUGAAAAACAAAAACCCAUAUAUAAGUCACUCCGGAGUAUAAAUCGCAUUUUGGGGGGCAAUUUAUUCGACCAAAUCCAACACCAAGAACAGACAUGAACGAACAACAACAGGCUAAACGAUACGGUAUGCUAACGUGACAAACACAAACGAGGAGCUGAGAACGGGCCUGACGUAACAUUCAGUUAUUUAAAAAAAACUAUUACAUGGAAAUAACACGUUUAUAAAACCAUCUGUGUCACUCCAAUUCAUUAAAUCCAUCAAUCGUCCUUUGUCAACAAUGCCGUGUGCCGCGCCGCAGUUCAAAUUAUUCCACAGGCCCAUACAACGAUAUAUAAACUAUAUUUUAAAUAACUAUCACAUAAACAAUAAUAUUAUCAAACCAUUUGUGUCACUCCAAAUCAUUAAAUCCAUCGAUCAAAUUUCUCGUCCUUUAUGUCAUCCUGGUGACAGAGGACAUGUCCAGAGGAUAUGGCGCUUUAAAGUGUUAAUUACUUUAUUUGAUUUUUUCUCUCUAUUUUUCAUGUUUUGAAUAUGUUCAAGAUAAAGAUAUCAAAGCAUGUGAAGUGAUCAACUAUACUAAAAAUAACAUGUGCAGUGGUCAACUAUACUUGUAAGUGAUGUGUUAAUGAUCAAGUAAAAACUUGUGGAAAAAAACAUAUAUAAGUCGCUCCUGAGUAUAAGUCGGCCCCCCACCCAAACUAUGAAAAAAAACCCCGCGACUUAUAGUCCGAAAAUUACGGUAAUGUUCAUAAACGGCUAGUUUUGCGCACCAUUAAAAAACUCAUAUGUCUUGAAUUAAAAAAUAAAUAAAUAAAUCACUAAUUCGAUGAACGCGCAUAUGAAACUGGUGGGGUUCGGCACGUCCAAGAGGGUUAAGAACCACUGUACUAAUGCUUGGAGUUAAAGCACCAUCACAUAGUAUUACCUUCAAGUAACAGCUUUAAAAUCAUUUGGAUGGCUACUGGCUUGUAAUAUGCAGAAGAGCUUCUGGCUCAUUGUCAUGGCAGAUCUGGAGAACCUACUUCAGCUGUCAUAAUACAGCUGGAGCAAUCAAAACACCUUUUGUGUUUUGUUAUUGCUAGUGAGGCCUUGGGUGGAUGGUACAAAGCUUGUACACACACGCUAAAAUAAUCAGACUUGUUAUGACAUCAACAUUUUCUGGGAUUGUCUAGCACUUCUUGGGCCUUGGUCCCUAUCAAAUCUGGGUUGGUAAAUUGGGAACAACUCUUUACUGUUGAUUUCAGUCAAAUUAUUUGCCGCAGUGGUUCAUAUAAGAUUUUGCUUUGCAACUUUGGCACUUUAGCAACCCUGAUAAUGGUUAAAUGGAUAAUAGAUUGUAUAAAAUAUGCCAACAAGGUCAAACUAUCUGGCUAGGUAAGGGAGGGUCAAAGGCAAGAUACAAGCCCCACACCCGCCCCACUAAUAGGGCAUUUGGGUCCUAUUCAGGGAGAGAAUGGGAAGCACAAACCAUUUUGAGGCAGUCUUGCUGUAGUUUUGAUCUUAAAAUAUUUCAUUUCAAAAAAUACAUCUAUUGCUCAUUUAAAAAGAACAUACUGUACAUAAAAGAAGUAGAAAUUCCUAAAAAAAAAGGGCAACAUAGAUGAAUACAAAUGUAUCGUCAUCACCUGUAUAAUAGGCACAUUUGGACUAAUUUGUGUAUGAAAAUACAGUGCAUUAAAGACACUUUACAGAAGACAGGAACGUUUGUAUGUUACAAACAAAAUGAUGCUUUAGUCAGCUUUUAUUAAUCUCGAUAGUGUACAGGCUACAAAUAAUCUGUGGCAUGAAACUAGCACCUUUCUUGUACAGCAUGAUGUUUUAUGCUAUUUGCGACAUAUUCAAUUCAGUGUUGGCAUGCUUUGUCUUAUUGAUUGUAAAAUAUUGUGAUGAAAGAUCAGAAUGUUUGGAAGAAUAAAAUCAGAAUUAAUUGCUAAUGUUAUCCCGAACCAAAAACAGAGAUGCACUAGAUCAUACUACUUAUUGCACUAUAUUGUAAACAGUGUAUUCUGCUUAUUACUGCCUGUGUACGUUUUGUCAUGAUAAAUUAACAUGUCAGGCUUGUCUCAAUCAAUGUGCACCAAUUAUGUGAAUUUAUCAUUUUCAGAGGAAGUCACUGUAAACAUACUGUGGCAAAGCACUUAGUGGUUAAGCAUAACUAUCAGCAUAUUCACUUUCUUUGUAAGCUGAAAACAAAAGAUUCCAUUUAGGCCUUCUUCUGAUGAAGAAUGUCCACAUCUUUAGGCAAAGUUAAGUCAAGUAGAAUUGCUUCGACAACAAAUUAAAAUGCUUGAAGUAGGAAACAUAAUUUAAUGGAAAUGAAAAGUGACCGUUAUUUACAGUGAAGCAUUUUUAUGUGACCACAAGCAAAUACAAAUAAAUGCAAUAAAAGAUGUAA